Exophiala xenobiotica is the source of this 3138-nucleotide messenger RNA. RefSeq lists its product as uncharacterized. The record is from RefSeq and is a predicted model, not a curated record. The transcript is spliced from 3 exons. Lineage: Eukaryota; Fungi; Ascomycota; Eurotiomycetes; Chaetothyriales; Herpotrichiellaceae. The coding region runs from base 430 to 2826 and encodes 798 amino acids.
GCUUGCUUGACCCUUUCAAUGGGCUUCUGGCUGAGGCUGGUCCAGAAGCGUCAAGCUGCUGUGGAAGGGGCUGCGUGCCCUCCAACGGUUCUGCUGGUUCCAGUUAGCUGCAGCCUGCAGCACCUUGCUUGAUAUCCCUCCGCUCCGUUGCCAGGUGCUGUUCAACCUUCACUGGGGCUUUUAUCAAGCCCACAGCGCGAAUCUCUCUUAAUCUGGGAGAGACGCCCUCUUGACCGCUGUCUGGAUUGACAUUCGUGUCGUGUACAGAAAAGGCAUCUGCUCCUCUACAAGAAGGAGUUUCCCACUCUCACCCUUCUUCCAUACUUUACACUCAUUCCUGUCCUCACAUAAAGGGAUGAGACAUCCUUUUCGAACAGCUAAAAUAUAGUCUCUACUUCCAAUCGUCCUUCAGCAAUCUCGCCAUCAGCCAUGAGACGUAUCUCGGGCCGCGUGACCCGCGAUGACAUUCGAUCUGCUGGCUUGAGAAGAUGGAAUGGUCGAGCGAGAAUAACUACCGAAUGGAUCAAUGUAUUCCACGAGCCCGAACUGUGCUGGCCCACAGGUGACUGCCUAGUCUACCUGCGCGAGCCCGGCCAGUCUAGUCGAGGACCGGCCUUUCGCAUCCAUACUGACUGCCUCAAAGUCAGGGGAUUCGAGACCUUAGUCGACCGUUGCGUGGUCAGAAACUCAAUUCACGCCGGGGCGCAGUGCGUUCUCCCAAACUGUCCAGGUUGUGAUCCACAGCAGUCGCUCCAGGAGCUGUACAUUCCAGCUCCCUACGGCAUAGGCCUCGAGGAAACCUUCAAUCACCACAUUACCACCAGGAACUUCUUCGCCUGGUUAUAUAAUCGACCAUUGGCCGGGAGAACAUUGGGCAAAGCUUUAGUGGAAGUAAAAAGGAGGAUGGACGUGUACCGCCCUGAUUACAGCUCCCAGAACACACUGGAAGUGGUAUCUUACGCAGAAAAUCAGAGGUAUCUGGACUUCAGGGAGUGCGUCGAUCAUGCCCUGGCAGCACUCUAUCUGGCCGAGGAGCUCGAGAUUGAAGAUCUAUGGGUAGAUGCCUUCGCUCACUGUGUGGGGUUGAGCCAUCGCGGACUUCGUUCGAGUGUCGAGUAUGUUAUGAUUAGUCCAAAGUCCAAGACCCUUAUCAGCCGGGCAAAACUCGAACUGGAUGACCGCCUGAACCGGACGAAUGAAUCGGUGGUCAAUUUCUUCGAUGACAAGGUCUCAGGCAGCUUCCUCGGCCUACCGCAAACAGCUCGAGCUCACUUGGAGAGAUUCCGUGCCUUCCUUAAAAUGGUGUAUGUUGAUCGAUAUGGGUGCUGGCCACCGCCGGGCUUUGAAGAGGAGUCAAUCCAACAGGCGGUGUAUGCCGAAAUGCUCACUGACUUCCAGAACCUCUACCAACACCUGGUGGACCCAGAGUCCUCCACCAACAUGGAAGGGACAGACAUCAACAAGACCGGUGGCGUCUGCACUAUACAAAAUAUCCAGGUUUUCGACUUCAAGCACAACUAUGAGCCACUAGCGCAGCCUCUGCCUCUGAUGCCAACGGCCCUGGAGCCAGGCACAAAUCAGCGGACGAAGUCUCAGCGAAGGAUGUCGUGGAAUCCCAUCCAGAAACGGAAGGCGGAUAAAGAUGCCCACAAGAUGCGUGAGAAGCAAGCUUUGAUGACUGCUUCGGACAGAGAUCUGCUGAUCAUGGACUGCGACUUGGUCCGGAAGUUUUCAGAAUUCGAAGAACAGAGUGUCGACAAUGACCUCGAGGGUCUGCCGCUUGCCGAAGGUCGAAAAGUUCGGUGGAUGCUAGUCUAUGCUAUCCUCCAGGUGUUCCGUUCGGUGUCGCAGCCCCCGAAGCAGGUCCGCAACGUGACCGAUCUGACUUAUUCUCUCUGCUGCCGUCCUCCGAAAAAGAUGCCAUGGCAAGGUACGCGAGUUCCCGCCAUUCGGACCGGCGUCCAGAGUUCUUCCCAGUUGCAGUUGGUGCCUGACCAGAGCUACUCCCAUACCAAUGCCUCUACUUGUUCCAUUGGCGAGCAAGUAGCAAGAGGAAGAUCACUCAAAGCUCGCCGACGCACACUUCCCGACAAGUUGCCUGGAGCCUUGACUGCGUCGCUGUCGACUAAGACACCGCCGGGUUCGCGGGCGUCUUCCUUGAAAAGAUUGAUGUCGCGGCGAAACAGGUACGCUACCGAGCCACUGCCAACUAAAAGACCCUCAUUUUGCGAGAUCUAUAUCCAAGGCUACGGAAAUGGCUUGAAUGAGGUCAAGCGAGAAGUCAUUGCCGUCCCUGCAGCAGAGCUUACUGCCGAACCGGAAGCAGCUGAGGAAAGCAUCCGAGGAGGACCGCCCGCGCCACAAGAGCUCGUUGGUCACGAAGUACACGAGCUCGACGCUAGUGGUGAUGAAGCGCUGACUUGCCCUCCUUCGUCCGAGGAGGCAGCAUUGACGACUCCAGCAAUGUCUCGAGAGUCUUCGACUACUUCUACGAGUAGCCACUGGUCCAAGAAGAGCGGAGACAGUGACUUAGAUCCCACCACACCUAGCAGUGAUGCAGUCUGCACGCUCCAAGAGAUACUGCGGCGGUCUCAGAUCGACCGCGGAGAGGACGGGAUGCCAAUCCAGAAAGGAACGACACCUCAAACGCCAGGCUCGGCCAGCAUAAUCACCAUCAUGGACCACAACGAUCACAUUGGCGAGGACGACGACGCUCUGACCAUGCCUUCGGUCCAUUUCAACACUUUGACUUGGGAUAAGAUCCUAGCUGAACAGCUGGUGCCGGUCACUGCGUCUGCUGCGAAUCCCAUAACAAUCCAAGCAUGACAAGCUCACGAGUCGGGGUCCUGAACAUGGGGGUCUUGGAGACUGUAAUGAUGAAUAUAAUGCGACGAUGAAACGAAACGAAAGAGAGGGAUGGCCGUGAGAAUGAAGGACGGAAUCUGGGAUGACUUUGAUUUUGCAUCUGAUCUACUCAAGCACUACGCUCAUUUGGAAUAGCGAUCAAAUAGCAAUAUCAGGCAAGCGGGCGUUUUGUAGUACUGGUUGAAAAGCCUGGUCCGGGACUGUCCUACCUUAGGUAGCCAGCUCUUUCCCUUGCUAUACUUGGCGAGAUAGUUCCUGGUCUAACCGUACAUU